Messenger RNA from Cuscuta campestris, 728 nucleotides. The record is from the annotation of a GenBank genome assembly. NCBI's taxonomy places the organism in Eukaryota, Viridiplantae, Streptophyta, Magnoliopsida, Solanales, Convolvulaceae.
GAACUAAAAGAUCAAAUGGCAUCAAGAAUGUUCAACGCGGGAGUGGCCGAGGGACAAUCAACCACGAGGCCACCGUUGUUCGAUGGAACAAACUACUCGUAUUGGAAGGAGAGGAUGAGAAUCUUUAUCCAAUCCAACGACUACAAGCUGUGGUUGAUUGUGAAGAACGGCUAUCGAGUCCCUAUGAAGAAAGUCGGUGAAGUCAACGUCCCCAAAACCGAAGAGGAGUUCACCGACGAAGAUUGCAAAAAGAUGGAGCUCAACGCAAAGGCAAUAAACAUGAUUUAUUGCAGUGUUAAUGUGGAUGACUACCGCAAAAUCUCGCGGUGUGAAACCGCAAAACAAAUGUGGGAGAAAUUGGAGGUCACCUACGAAGGAACCGCGCAGGUUCGAGAGGCCAAAAUUGACCAUCUCACUCACGAGUAUGAACUCUUUUCAAUGAAGGAAAAUGAGAAGAUUGAGGAAAUGUUUGAGAGAUUCUCUAACAUCAUCAAUCCUCUCAAUCUUCUUGGGAAGACAUACACCGACUGAGAGCUCGUGAGAAAGGUGCUGCGAAGCCUAUCCCCCAAAUGGCGUUCAAAGGUGGAUGCAAUCGAAGAAGGUCGUGACUUCCAAACAACGACCUAUGAUGCUCUUCGAGGUAAUCUUAUUACCUACGAAACCACCCAACUCUCAAAGGUGGUUGAAGAGAGGAACAAGAGGUCUAUUGCUCUACCCGCAACAACAUC